Molecule: messenger RNA, 1161 nt
Organism: Seminavis robusta
Lineage: Eukaryota; Bacillariophyta; Bacillariophyceae; Naviculales; Naviculaceae
Source: the annotation of a GenBank genome assembly
AUGGAAUGGAACCUCCGGCAAUCCAACCAAGUCGAUCUUGUGAAUGAAGUGAUCAAGGAAGUCAAGAAAGCGCAGACUCAUGACCGCUGCAGGAAGUCCCGUGCCACCAGGGACUUGACGGAGGCAGAGUAUUGCAAGGUUGUCCAUGAACUCUACAACAAAGCGACACUUGAAGCGAGCAUCCGUACAACCUGCAUGCUCAAACAAGUCCACCUCAUCACCAGGACCGAUGACAUCUCCAGGCUGAAGUAUUCGGACUACAAGCCGCAUCCAGACUUCCAUUUAACCCCGCAUCCAGACUUCCAUGUUGCGCUCAGUUGCAAGGUGCAUGGGUCAAAGAAUAUUUCGGAAGAACGACAAUGCCCCGACCAAAUUUUUUGUGCCAUGCUCGGAUUGGCUUUCUACAUGGAUGCAUCCUUCAACUACGGGUAUGACGCUGCUGGUCCUCUUUACCCCGGAAAGCGAUCCCAAGUUGGCUCCCAAGCACAGAACGAAGCCUACCGUGGCAUGCUCAAUGCUGUCUUUUGUCAGCUCCUGGCUGUGGCGGUCCUCAUUGCCGGUGUUCUUGGGAGCCACAGCAUUAGGAAGUUCGCUGCAACUCUGGCAAGAGGAUGGGUUAUUCUCAGGAAGAAAUUGACAUCCGAGGUCCCUGGAAGGUUUGCUUGUCUGGACGAGUUGUUAAUGUCUACAUUUCACCUGAGCAGCCCUGAAUCGACGUCCGUGUUGCCGACAAGCUUUGCAUGGGGGCGACCAUUGCCUAUGUAUACAAGGUUUAUCCAGAUGCCAAGCACUUGGGAGGAGAGGAUGGGUCCUUUGGUUCAUACUAGGAUCGAAGAUAACACCAAGCUCCACAUCAACGAAAUCGAGCCGAUGGAUACGGGUGGUGGCGGCACGGUUGGUGGCACUAUGGGAACUGGCCAGGCAAACACUCAUCAAGUUGCCAAUGAGUCUCGGUGGUUUACGGCUGUGCAAACGCAGCAGCAGGUACGAACAAACCAGGAGAUUCCGACACGGAUUAUCGCGCAGCACAACCAGCUCCAGCAGCUUAUUGCGCAAGAAGGUAGGACCCGCGACAGUUCAGCUGCUGCGUUGAGAGGCUGGUUGGCGGCUUGGCUUGGCGCAGAGCUGAGGAUCCUGAAUGGCAACAUACUAUGCAGGUAA